Molecule: messenger RNA, 1614 nt
Organism: Echinococcus granulosus
Lineage: Eukaryota; Metazoa; Platyhelminthes; Cestoda; Cyclophyllidea; Taeniidae
Product: U4/U6.U5 tri-snRNP-associated protein
Exons: 7
Coding region: 1-1614 (537 amino acids)
Biological process (GO): mRNA cis splicing, via spliceosome; maturation of 5S rRNA
Cellular component (GO): U4/U6 x U5 tri-snRNP complex
Source: RefSeq, a predicted model, not a curated record
AUGCCUGUGACUACUGUUGACGUCGUAGACGUUUUGACUGAGGAUGCAUCCGAUGUGCUGACCAAUGUAAACUUGGAAGACGAAGAAAGAGCCGAAAAGAAUCGCGAGAACCAGCGAAAACUUGCGGGUCUUGGAGGCAUUUUGCAAGAUGAAGAUGAAGAUGUGGUUAUGGGUCUCCGGGCGAAGGGGAUUCUGGAAAAGUACGAUGUGGAAAUUAGUGGACCGAAGAAGGCCGAGUUUAUUCUUGAGGCCAACGGCACCUAUGCUACGGACCACGAACGUACCUUGCGUCGACUGCAGGAGGAACUUCAGACUACUCGGCAAAGUCUGGAAGAUCAGGAGUUGCGUCCAGCAGCUGAUUUUUACACAGCGGAUGAGAUGGCUCAAUUUAAGAAGAAGAAAAGGCGAAAGGUGCAGCGGAGGAUUCUGCGCGCGGACGAUUUGAUUCCAGACCCAGGGGCCGCAUCCACCGUCUCCACCGAUCACGGUUCGCGCGGCCGUCGAGAGAUGCAGGAGACGGCUGGGCCGGCGCUGAAGGAGGAGGGUGAGGUGGUGGACGUGAAAAAGGUCGAAGAGGAUAUAAAACCGCCAGCACUCGCUCCUUUGACUGGCUUGAACCCCGCCAUUGCAGCUCUCCUCUCUGUCCAAACUAUUCCUGAAGAGGAAGAGCAGAUCGAUACUGGUGAUGAAGAUGUCGCCAAUCAAUGGUCCGCGGAGCCGCUGGAACCAGACAACCUUCAACUGGAGUUGGAGAAGACGCUGAGUCGUGUUCGCAACGCGAAUCUGGCAAAGUGCGUUCCGCAACCGGAAGAAAGGCUGCAAAUGGUAAUGAAGGAGGUGGAGUCUGAGACAUUUGUUCCGAAGGCACAAAAUGGGAAUUCUGGUGGUGAUGGUGGUGGUCUCGUGUUCGACGCGACGGCGGAGUUCUUUAAACAGAUCUCCGGUGGACUGCAAAACGAUGUAACCGCGAAGAUGGUGAAGCGGGAAGCUGAGGCGGAAUUGGAGGUGGCAGAAGUGGAGGUCCAAAGGAGACAGCCGCCUUUCCCACUUUUACCGUUUUCAUGUUACGGUGUAGAGCACUCUUCCUCGUCUCAUCGUCAUUACGAGGAGAAGGCUUCUAUGAGCAAGUCAUCCGGCAGUAGUACGAGGUCCAAAGAGGGAAAGGAGAGGGAAGAUAUCAGUACCAUCUCCUUUACACCCACUGCGUCCGCCGGAGGAGGAGUGUUUGAGGAGGAACCUGCUCUGAAUCAAGGCGUCUUCUCAGCCCUCCUUCUGGCUCAGAAAAAGGGCUAUGUGGAAGAGGAGAAGGAGAAAGAGCGUCCGAUGGGCCAACUGGUGAACUUGAUGGCUAAACACUACGUAAAGGAGGAUGUUCGCUAUGACGACAUUGACGCGAAGUUUGCCAAACGCGAGCGCUACAAUGGCCCUCUGUGCGAUUUUCGCGAAAAGUCCAGUUAUAAGCCGGACGUGAAACUCUACUACGUGGAUGAAAUGGGCCAAACACCUCGAACAGAUUUUUCUAUAACUGCGGUGUCUGGUGGUCAUGAUGAUGCUCUUGGAGUGAGGCUUGAAUUGGUUGCCCUCGUGAAAGACGAUAAUUUCGAACAGGAUUGA